Messenger RNA from Pangasianodon hypophthalmus (striped catfish), 2954 nucleotides. RefSeq names its product zinc finger, FYVE domain containing 21 (gene zfyve21). Gene Ontology annotation, molecular function: metal ion binding. Bases 175 to 975 code for a protein of 266 amino acids. Lineage: Eukaryota; Metazoa; Chordata; Actinopteri; Siluriformes; Pangasiidae. The transcript is spliced from 9 exons. The record is from RefSeq and is a predicted model, not a curated record.
CGAGUGAUUUUAGUCAACAAGGGCACUACAUAGGGUGCAGGAGCUAUUAUGUGACAUCUUAUAGAGUGAGCCUAGGUAGGGAGUAAGGAAGGAUUUGGGAUUGAGGCAAAAGCAAAGCGACGCCAGGUUCACGGUGGUACUGCUUGCGUACGCAGACAGCGAGUGGAAGGGAAAAUGUCAGCCUUGCCUGACGGCAAAAAGCUGGUGCGAAGCCCGAGCGGACUGCGCAUGGUGCCGGAGAACGGAGCGUUCAGCAGCCCGUUUUCUUUAGACGAGCCUCAGUGGGUUCCGGAUAAAGAGUGUCCCAGAUGCAUGCAGUGUGACACGAAAUUUGACUUCAUCACCAGAAAGCACCAUUGUCGACGAUGUGGCCGGUGUUUCUGCGAUAAGUGCUGCAGUAAGAAGGUGGCCUUGCCCAGGAUGUGCUUUGUAGAUCCAGUCAGGCAGUGCGGGGAAUGCAGCGUCAUCUCGCAGAAAGAACUUGACUUCUAUGACAAACAGCUCAAAGUGCUCACCGCAGGAGGCACAUUCCUGGUCACAGUAGGCUGCUCGGAGAAAUCAGAGACCAUGGUGUGCCGUCUGUCAAAUAACCACAGAUAUCUGUUCCUGGAUGGAGAAAGCCAUUUUGAGGUGGAGUUGUCUCGGAUCUCCACUAUGCAAGUGCUGACAGAGACAGAGGGCUCGACUCCUGGAGAGAAAGAUAUUCAUACUUACACCACUCUGCUGGACAGUCAGUAUAUAUCAGAAGGAGGCAUGUCUCGUGCCACAGGCAUGCUGCUGCAUUAUAAGCCCCCGGGCGCGCAGGACUCUCAGCAGCUUCGCAUGGAGGCAGCCGACGACAAGAAGAGCGCCUCCUCCUGGCUCGCCGCCAUGCACAAGCUUUACUCUUAUGGGUUGCAGACGGUGAAGAGGCUGCCAAACUUCUGUACGAGUCAAGGGACCAGUAAAAUAACUGAAAUAAAGGCACAGAGCUGAAGAGGAACAGGAGGAGUGUUCAGACCAAGAGAGAAGGAUGCGUGUUUGUUAGAAACUCAUGUGUACUCCGCAAUGCCUACUUGCUUUCUAUCGGACCUCUGCUUUCCGCUUCCCAUUUGGAUUAACUGGAUUGGUCACGUGACUCGUCCGUCACUCCAAUAGGGUGGACCAAGUUAACCAUUGAUUCUAGUGCAAUGUAUAUAUAUAUAUAGACAUUAUAUAUGCACAAUGUUCUACAGUGAAUACGUUCAAGUCGAGUCAUAUAUGAUUUUUUUUUUUUCUAGUUACGAGUCAAAUAGUCCUAUUUUAACACAUAAUACUCUGUAUAUGUAUAUCUACAUUUUAUUACCAGUAUAUUCACUUGUAACACUUUGUAACUGUGCCUCCAAAUCACCAGUACACACUACACCAAGCAGUUAAUUUGAUUAUCAAGCAGGUUUGAGCAUUUCUGCUUUUUAACCAAGUAUCCAUAUCCCGUUAUUUUCCAUGGUCUCCAUAUGAAGUUUGUCGUAACACUACAGGUCAGCCCCGGUAAAUGUAAAUGAAGCUCACUUUCCAAGAAAGUACUGUUUGUGCUCUUGCGAAAUCUCCAUACAAGACUUCCUCAUGAAUCCAUGGUCAGUAUUCAGAAAACAGAAAAUCUGAGGUCAUUCUGUUUUCUCCCUUAAAAUAACUUUUUUUUGUAAUAAAAAUGUGUUGUAAUACAAAUUCGUUUACAGAUGUGUGCAUGGUAUAUAUACACCAAUCAGCCAUAACUUUAAAACCACUGACUGGUGAAGUGAAUAACAUUGAUCAUCUCUUUACAAUGGCACCUGUCAAGGGGUGGUGCAUAUUAGGCAGCAGGUCAACAGUCAGUUCUGGAAGUUUAUGUGUUAGAAGCAGAAAAAAUGGGCAAGCGUAAGGAUCUGAACAAUUUUGACAAGGACCAAAUUGUAAUGGCCAGAUGACUGGUUUAGAGCAUCUCCAAAACGGCAGGUCUUGUGGGGUGUCUCCGGUAUGCAGUGGUUAGUACCUACCAAAAGUGGUCCAAGGAAGGACAACCAGUGAACCGCGACUAAGGUCAUGGGUGCCCGAGGCUCAUUGGUGCGCAUGGGGAGCAAAGUCUAGCCCAUCUGGUCCGAUCCCACAGAAGAGCUACUGUAGCACAAAUUGCUGACAAAGUUAAUCCUGGCUAUGACAGAAAGGUGUCAGAGCACACAGUACAUCACAGCUUGCUGCGUAUGGGGGUGUGUAUCCGCAGACCGGUCAGAGUACCCAUGCUGACCACCGAAAGCACCUACAGUGGGCGCGUGAGCAUCAGAACUGGACAGUGGAGCAAUGACAGAAGGUGGCCUGAUGAAUCACGUUUUCUUUUACAUCAUGUGGACAGCCGGGUGCGUGUGCGUUGAUUACCUGGGGAAGAGAUGGCGCCAGGAUGCACUAUGGGAAGAAGGCUGGCGGAGGAAGUGUGAUGCUCUGGCAAUGUUCUCCUGGGAAACCUUGGGUCCUGGCGUUCAUGUGGAUGUCACUUUGACACAUGCCACCUACUUAAACAUUGUUGCAGACCAAGUACACCCCUUCAUGGCAACGGUAUUCCCUAAUGGCAGUGGCCUCUUUCAGCAGGAUAAUGCGCCCUGCUGCACUGAAAAAAUUGUUCAGGAAUGGUUUGACGAACCUUACAAAGAGUUCACGGUGUUGACUUGGCCUCCAAAUUCCUCAGAUCUGAAUCCAAUCAAGCAUCUGUGGGAUGUGCUGGUCAAGCAAGUCCGAUCCAUGGAGGCGCCACCUCACAACUUACGGGACUUAAAGGAUCUGCUACUAACGUCUUGGUACCAGAUACCAAAGCACACCUUCAGCACACCUGUCUGUGCCUCGACAGGUUAGAGCUGUGUUGGUGGCACAUUGGGGACCUACACAAUAUUAGGCAGGUUUUAAUGUUAUGGCUGGUAUAUAUAUAUUUUUUUUUUCUUGCUGAUUAAAUCAAUUAUUUGUAACCUGUA